Messenger RNA from Epithele typhae, 1731 nucleotides. RefSeq names its product Nop-domain-containing protein. The record is from RefSeq and is a predicted model, not a curated record. Gene Ontology annotation, molecular function: snoRNA binding. The transcript is spliced from 5 exons. Lineage: Eukaryota; Fungi; Basidiomycota; Agaricomycetes; Polyporales; Epitheliaceae. The coding region runs from base 1 to 1731 and encodes 576 amino acids. Gene Ontology annotation, cellular component: box C/D methylation guide snoRNP complex; small-subunit processome.
AUGGCGGCUUGUACCCAUGCGCUCUUCGAGACGUCCUCCGGCUACGCCAUCUUCGAGGUCAAGCUGCACGAUGUCACCGGCGCACUCGACAAGGCCGUCCAGGCGUCGAUAGACGACUUCUCAAAAUUCUCAAAGAUGGUCUCCCUGUCGAGCUUUGCGCCCUUCAAAGAUGCCGCACAUGCGCUGGAGAACAUGAACGACAUUUCCGAGAACACAAUUAACGACUACCUCCGCUCCGUGCUCGAGCUCAAUCUAUCGAAACCCUCCAAGAAGGGCUCUUCCGUCGUCCUCGCCGCGAACUCCAUGCUCGCCGCGGUGCUCAAGGACGAAAUGGGCAUAAACUGCGCCUCCAAGGAGGUCGCGACCGACAUCCUCCGCGGCAUCCGCGAGCACGCUGCGCGCCUCCUCAAGGGCAUGCACGACACCGACCUCACCAAGGCGCAGCUCGGUCUCGGCCACGCAUACUCGCGUGCGAAGCUCAAGUUCAACGUCAACCGGAUCGACAACAUGAUCAUCCAGGCCAUCUCGCUCCUCGACCAGCUCGACAAAGAUGUGAACCUGUUCUCGAUGCGCGUCCGCGAGUGGUACGGCUACCACUUCCCGGAACUGGUCAAGAUCGUGCCGGACAACUACCAGUACGCGAAAGUCGUGCAGUUCAUCGGGGCGAAGGAGGCGUUGGACGAGAGCAAGCUCCCGGAGCUCGCAACGCUCCUCGACGACGACGAGACCCGGGCGCAGAACAUCCUCGACGCCGCGCGGGGGAGCAUGGGCGUCGCGCUCGCCGAGUUCGACAUCCUCAACGUCGGCAUGUUCGCGACCCGCGUGGUGUCGCUCGCCGAGUACCGCAAGGAGCUCCAGACGUACCUCCACGAGAAGAUGAACGACGUCGCACCCAGUUUGACCGCGCUCCUCGGCGACCGUGUCGGUGCGCGGCUCAUCAGCCAUGCGGGAAGCUUGACGAACCUCAGCAAGUACCCCGCGAGCACGGUGCAAAUUCUGGGAGCGGAGAAGGCGCUGUUCCGUGCGUUGAAGACGAAGGGCAACACGCCCAAGUACGGUCUCAUCUACCACUCCUCCUUCAUUGGGCGCGCCGGUCCGAAAUACAAGGGCCGCAUAUCAAGAUUCCUUGCCAACAAGUGCUCAAUAGCGUCACGCAUCGACUGCUACUCGGACACCCCAACGGCCAAGUUCGGCGAGGCGCUCAAGCAGCAGGUCGAGGAGCGCCUAGCGUUCUUCGAGACGGGCGAGCCCCCGUCCAAGAACGCGGACGCGAUGCGCAAGGUGUUCGAGCAACUCGCGCUUGACCAGGAUGAGGAGUCGGAUGGCGAGGAGGACGGGAUGGACGUCGACUCGCCCAAGGCGAAGGUCAGCACGAAGGGCAAGCAGAAGGAGACGGAGGCCGCGCUGCCGUUCGCGGACGUGGAGAUGGAGACGACCCCAACGAAGAAGAAGAAGGAGAAGAAGGAAAAGAAAGAGAAGAAGGACAAGAAACGGAAGAGCGAGGAGGCGGGCAUGGACGUCGACGGGGACGGGGGCGAGGAGAGCGAGGAGAGCGCGCCGCGGAAGAAGGUGAAGCUGAGCAAAGAGGAGAAGAAGGCGCUGAAGAAGGAGAUGAAGAAGGAGCGGAAGGAGAAGGAAGCGACGGAGGGCGGAGAGUCGAAGAAAGAGAAGAAGGAGAAGAAGGAGAAGAAAGAAAAGAAAGAAAAGAAGGAGAAGAAGAGCAAAGAGUAG